Messenger RNA from Conger conger (European conger), 2200 nucleotides. RefSeq names its product leucine rich repeat containing 56 (gene lrrc56). The record is from RefSeq and is a predicted model, not a curated record. The transcript has 13 exons. Lineage: Eukaryota; Metazoa; Chordata; Actinopteri; Anguilliformes; Congridae. Bases 377 to 2200 code for a protein of 607 amino acids.
GCCAUUGAUGAAAGACAGUCUUUUUUUUUUUUUUAGUGCGGGGGUGCUAAAUCCGUUGAGUGUAAAAUUAUUUAUUCCGCGUUAGCUAUAUCAUUGGUAGGUUACUGCUUGAAUUGAGCUAUUCGUAAAUAGCUAUUCUUCAUUCAGUACGUAGUGAUCAUAUUGCCCGUUACAUUAAACUUGUUUCAAUGUAUGCCCAAGGGAGGGCUGGUGGAUUGUCCAUUCAUACUACAUUUCCCAGAAGCCACAGUCCCCUCGCAGUAUCCAGGAAGUAUUGUGCCCGUCGUCAACCAAACUAAGGAGUGUUCUGGGCUUGGACUUACAGAUGUAAUACAUGGAAAUGUGCAUAUUUUUGGUUUUGUGAGGUGUUGAGAAGAUGUGGCGUUCUUUGGACUCCACCAUGUUUGUGCGACCCGGCACACCGUGUGUGUCGGUAACUGAGCUCAGUGGGUCCGGCCAGAUAAAUCCCACUCCGAGCGCUUAUGAGGACUCUGAUCACCUGGUGGAGCUCUACCUCUCCCCGGAGAAACUGAGAGCGCUGACGGGUGUUGAGGACCUGGGACAGGUGACUACGCUGGACAUGUGUGUGGACACGCGGGAGAACACCCUGGGAAACUUUGGUUCCUACCUGCCCAGUCUGGCCCAUCUGAAGGUGAACAACAGCUUGAUUACGUCCGUGCGGGACCUGGGAACGACACUGUCCCACCUGCAGGCGCUGUGGAUGUCCCGCUGUGGACUGGCAGACCUGGACGGCAUCCCGUCUUUCACCUCCCUUAAGGAGCUGUACGUGGCCUACAACGACGUGUGGGACCUGAGCCAGGUGAGCCUGCUGGAGCAGCUGCAGGUUCUGGACCUGGAGGGGAACAGCGUGGACGACCUGAUCCAGGUGCAGUACCUGGGCCUGUGCAGCCAGCUCAGCGACCUCACGCUGGAGGGGAACCCCAUCUGCGCCCGGCCGAACCCUGGAGCUGCCCAGGCAGAGGGGUACAGCUACAGAUCGGCGGUCAGGGAGCUCAUCCCUCAGCUGCGUUACCUGGACAACGUGCCGGCGGGCGACACGGCGCCCCGCCGCGCCAGCACCACCACGGAGGACUGGGCCCUGCUGAAGGAGUCCAUUAAGGACAGCGCCCCCGCAGGCAGGGAGGGAGAGGAGGAGCCAGCCAGUGCCCCCGCCCCCUCCAGGCCUGGCUCCGCCCAGCGGGGUGUGACCGCUGUCCCCGCCCACCUGUCCCUCAGCCGCCCCUGCGGCGCCCGACCAGGCUCCGCCCCCUGCGUCCGGCCAGGCUCCGCCCCCUGUGUCCGGCCUGGCUCCGCCUCUGCCGACUCAGACCCCGCCCUGCUGGACCAGGACGCCAGCGGUCUGACCCACGGUGUGGGGAGGGUGAUCUGCGGGAAUCCAGUGCAGGUCCUGAGGGCCCACAGACAGAAGAUGGGGAUCCCUGCUCCUGCCUCUGAACCCCCCUCCUCAGCCCCGCCUAGACACACCCCAGAACACACCUUUGAUCCAGAGGAGACGGACGGAAAAGACCGGAAAGAUGUGUUCUCUGAGCUCAGGGCCUGGAGGAGAGAGCACAGCAGACGUCUGCAGGCUAUUGAACAGGAGCGGCAGCCACAGGUGAUGAAGAUCUCCCACAGCGAUGAAGACGAGGGGGGAGAGGAAGAGGGCAUGGGCCUCAGCUUAACCAGCGAUGAGGAGGAGGAAGGAGGAAGAGCGGUCUGCGGUCGCCUCAUAAACACGACCUCCCCCGACUCCUCCUUCAACUCCCCACCCCCUGACCCCCCCCUCAGCCCGUCCCCCCCGCCGGGCCUGGUGGCGCCCCCCGGUGGCCAGGGCAGGCCGGCGGGGGUGCGGGCGCGGAGGCUGAGGGUCAGGGCCGAGCGGGAGGCCCCUCUGCCCUGGGGGGGGCCCGAGAGCGCGGCCCCCGCCCCGGAGGAGCGGAGGAGGGAGGAGGGGGUCCCCAAAAUCCGCCCGGCUCUGGAGACCCCCAGGGGGGCGUCCCUCAGUCCCAGCACCGAGGAGGGCAAGAGCGGGAAGCAGCCAAUCAGCAGGCAGCCGGUGAUCGUCCGCUCCUCAGCCUCGAGGCCGCCGCUGCUGACACGCCCACUCACAGCCAGGGCCGUCCUCCAGAGACUGCCCAAUCACAGAGCGCUCUCACCCGGCCCCGGCCCCGCCCAGUACGGGGGGAGCCCCUCCCGCUAG